Didymodactylos carnosus is the source of this 3387-nucleotide messenger RNA. Lineage: Eukaryota; Metazoa; Rotifera; Eurotatoria; Philodinida; Philodinidae. The record is from the annotation of a GenBank genome assembly.
AUGAAUCUUAAGGAGACAACUCAUUCCAAUGAAGAAGUUAUACUAGACGAUCAAAUAAAUUUUAAGUUAUCCGUUAUCGUCGACGCACAAAAUAUUAUUGAGUGCUUCAAUAAGUUUGAAAUGCAACUGCUUGUCGAAUUAUAUUUUAUUGAGCGUGAUUUUUCACCGGAUAAACUUUCAGUGAUGCAACAAUUGUGUAGUAGAUGUUACAAAUUACAUUUUAAUCCCCUUACUGGUCUGCAUGUUCAUGUUCCAAUUAUAUUUGAUUAUUUUCAUUUAUCAGCUGUUUUAAUGACCAUACACGGUUCUUUACUAUGUUUGAUUCCACCAUAUGUAUUUGAUAGACCAAACGCACAACGAUCGUCAUUGUUCAGUUUUCUUUUUGGUCAAGAUCUUUCGCAGAUUGUGAACGAUAAUGUUAAUCCAGCAUUGUUAGAUCGAGCAUACACAUUGCAUAAUAAUAUUUGCGAAAUACUUUUGUCUUCUUAUGAAACAUUACAAGAUUUUUAUGAAAAAAUGCUUGAAAAACUUCCGGAUAAUGAACAGAAACCCUCACAUGUACAUCAAAAUUGCCAACAGAAACGAAAUAAUUUAUGUGAGAAAUUGAGGGGUACAGAAGAUGUACACACAAUCGAUAACUUGGCCCAUGCUCAUAUAGCACAAUGUUCAGCAGAAAAUAUUAUGUUGUGGUGUCAAUUUAUUCAACUGUUUUCACUAUCUGAUUUACCAGCUCUUUCAUUAGCGAAAGAAUAUCAUUUUAAACGAGCCAGACGGUUUUCCGAAGGUUUUUUUUUACGAGAAACAUCUCGUCUUAAUUUACUUACAAAUGAAAGUGAUUCAUUCAAUGAUUUACAUGAAAUAGUUCGUAAUUCACCUUAUUAUUGUCGGUUGCCACCGUUACCAAUUGAAUGUGUUGAACUUGAUGGUGUUCCAGAUACAUUGCCAAUUAUUAUCGAAGAAAUCUAUUCUCCAAUACUACAACAACAAUCAGCAGUGAAGAAUAAUAUGAAUAAAAGUGUAUCAACUGCCGUUCAAAAUAACAGUAAAGCUCGUCCAAAUCUUGCAUUGUGUUUAAGAGGUAACGCAGACGAUACAAUCACAACACCUCCAACGUCACCGUAUUCUUCUUUGCCUCUCUCUUCUGCACGUACAGUAACAACUCCAAAAAUAGUCAAUACAUCGUUCACCUCCUCACCACUUACAACAAAUGUGGUGCCGUCAUCAUUUUCAUCCAGUUCUACCCCAGAUCGUCGUGCCGCUACGUUGACUCCCACACCCUCAGUGUCAACUCCAUUGGUAAGACAUGGUAGUACGGCAAAAGCAUUGUUAUCAUUUCGUUCACAAACACCUACAACAAAUCCAAUUAUUCCGUUUUCUGAUGAUCCGUCUAUACAAUUAACUGCUUAUCGUAAAGUUGCUGAUUCAUCCCCACAACAAGAACAGCAACCACAAACAUCAUCACCAUCAUCAGUGUUGUCAACAUAUCAAUCAGACUCUGAUUUAAAUCGUCGAACAAAUUCAAAAUUAAAAACACGUUUACAUAAAUAUGCUAGCCGUUAUUCAUUGCCAAAUGUACCAUUUGAACGUACAACAAAUGGAAAUUUAACCCCUACAAGUGCAUCGAUAAAUGACUCUCCUACACCCCGUUUUCUUCUAUCAGCAGACGAAAAUGAUGUUAGUCAACAGAAACAAAAUAAUAAUAUUGAUGAUAACGUAUUUGAUCAAAGUGCAGCUGCUACAUUCGGUGACAGUAGCUUUAAAAGUAAAGUUUUACAAGCAUCAUUUCGUGGAAAAAUGAAUACAAUUAAUCGUCAACGUUUCGGAUCUGACAGCUCGACAACACCUAUUCGACGACAACAGAAUGGUCAAACAUUACCUAACAACUCAAAUCGAAAAAGCCGUCAAUUAUUUCUUUCAGCCACAUACGAAAAACCCAUAACAGAUAUCAACGAUAUAACGACAACAAUGGAGAAUGAAAAUAAUGAUAUUGUCCGACCAAUUCCAAGUUCACUAGAUUCUAUGUUGAAUUUAACAUUAAGAUUGGAACAAUCGGCGUUAAACUCUGUUCGGGCAGCGUCAAGCAAAACUGAUAAUGACUAUCAUCGUCGACAUACUGUAUCAACACCAAAUGAUUUAAAUCAAUAUCAUGAAAAUUAUAGACGAUCCGAUGUACCGAAUGAUCCAUUAUUAAUAAAUGGUUUAACAUCUGAUGAAAAUACUUUAAAUCUUAUGGAACAAGCACACGAUGAAGUAAUAAAAAAAAACAAAAAAAAUCCACAACAACAAUCGUCUAAUGUAGCCACGAUAGAUGACAAAAAUGGCAGAUCCAUUGUAACUACAGAGACACAACAAGAAAAAGAGAAAAGGAUGUCGAAGCAUCUUAAUGUAGCAAUAACCAAUAAUAAUGGUAGAUUAACAAGUGCAUCACCAAAUAGUCAAAUCGAAUAUUUUGUAUUCAAACAAAAACUAAAAGAUUCAAUAGUGUCUCGCUUCAAUGGUGUCUUGUAUAGCGAUUGUUCAUCAAUAGUAUCGAAUACACCAUAUUUUUAUAGUGAACUGGUACCACUGGAUGAAAAUGGUGUUCAUUUAAUUAUAUGUGUGCAUGGUUUAGAUGGAAAUUCCGGUGAUUUACGUUUAAUCAAAACAUAUCUUGAAUUGUGUCUACCAUCAUCCAGAUUAGAUUUUCUUAUGUCAUCAUCAAAUCAUAAUACUACGUUUGAUGAUAUUGAUAUAAUGGUAGGAAAUUUAAUUAAUGAAAUCGAUACACAUAUAGAACGUUUUGGAAUUAAAGCACAACGAAUAAGUUUUGUCGGACAUUCAUUGGGUAAUUUAGUGGUACGAGCUGCUGUUGCUAAUCCCCGCUUUGAACGUUAUCGUCCAAUGUUAUAUACAUAUUUAUCGCUAUCAGGGCCACAUUUAGGCACUUUAUUUAAUUCAAGUGGAUUGGUUAAUAUGGGUAUGUGGCUUAUGCAAAAAUGGAAAAAAUCGUGUAGUUUAUCACAAAUGUCGUUUAAAGAUCAUGUAGAUCCAAAACAAACAUAUUUGUAUAAACUAAGCAAAAAACCAUGUUUAGAAUAUUUUAAAAAUAUUCUGCUUAUAGCAUCGCCUCAAGAUCGUUAUGUACCAUUUCAUUCUGCUCGCAUUGAAGUAUGCAAAGCAGCGUUGAAAGACACAGUUUACGGAUCGAUUUACGUUGAAAUGAUAUCAAAUUUGUUAGAACCUAUAAUAAAAAAUUCAUCGAUCAAUUUUGUUCGUUAUAAUGCGUUUCACAAUAUACAAUCUGGUACAAAUAAUUUAAUUGGACGAGCUGCUCACAUAGCUAUUCUUGAUUCAGAAUUGUUUGUGGAAAAAUUAGUUUUAGUUAGUGCAGCUAAAUAUUUCAAGUAG